Messenger RNA from Hylaeus anthracinus, 573 nucleotides. RefSeq names its product MORN repeat-containing protein 4 homolog (gene rtp). The record is from RefSeq and is a predicted model, not a curated record. The transcript has 4 exons. NCBI's taxonomy places the organism in Eukaryota, Metazoa, Arthropoda, Insecta, Hymenoptera, Colletidae. Bases 53 to 505 code for a protein of 150 amino acids.
UUGAUUUCUGUAAUAGGAUUGAAACCUGAAAUGCUUUUAGUAUACCAGAAGCAUGGGUGAUGGUGUGGUAAAAAAUGGUGCGUAUAAAUACGAAGAUGGCACAAAAUAUAUCGGAGACUGGAAUGGGAAAGGAUUAAAACAUGGUGCUGGUUCUUUGCUUCUUCCUGACGGAACACGUUAUGACGGCAGUUUUCAAAAUGGAUUGUGUUCUGGUUUAGGAGUCAUAGUGUUUCCAGAUGGAGCAAAAUACGAAGGUGAAUUUAUGCAAGGGUGGUUUCAUGGCCAUGGUGUAUUUUGGAGAUCUGAUGGUAUGAAAUUUGAAGGAGAAUUUCGUGGUGGCCGUGUAUGGGGUUUAGGAUUGGUCACUUAUUCCGAUGGAUCUCAUGGAUUUCCUAGAAAUGAGGGUUUCUUUCAAGAUUGUAAACUUGUACGUCGUAGGCAUUGUCCAGAGAUAGUACAAAAGGCACAGAAGAUUUCAAUGAUGGCACGUGCCCAAUGCAGUUAAAUAUUAGACACAAAAUAAGUGAUGCAAAAAUCAGUAGUAUCGGAUCUUAAUAAAAUUGUGUAACAUUU